CAUAGAUAAAUGGUGUGAGCGGUUAUUUUGUUUUAUGUUGUUAUGUGGUCCGGAAAAUUCGUUUUUUCACGUGAAGCAGACCUUUGUCAGUGUUUCCGUGCAUCGGUAAAACCACCUAACCUCACUUACUGAAAGUCUAGUACCAUGGAUAUUUCUCACAAACUGGACGACUGUUGCACUUUUUUAGAGUCACACAAAGUGACUUCACGUAAAGAAGGCUGUAGCAGUUUAAACGCCUACAUCGAUCAACAUUCCACAAUUGAGUUUUUGAAUAAUGAAGGGGUUGACUGGUGGCCCAAACUAUUGUCUUCAAUCCAGAGCGCCAUGGCCAAGGAUCACAACAAGAUCUUAGAAGACUCUCGCAAGAAGGGCACGAACCCCGUAGCCCCCCAAAGUGUCGACUUAUUUGAGCAUUUCGUGCGAGUGGCUAUUAAAUAUAGUUGUGGGUUAAAUUUUCGCAAAAUUUUUUGCUUUAUAAUUGAGGAGUUGCACGACGGGAAUAAAAAGUACUUUCAUUACAUUUUCUUAAAGAUUAUUUCGCAAAGUUUUCUCUCUAAUCCGAAAAUUCGGAGCUUGUUACAAGGACAGGACUGGGAAGGGCUUUACCUCAUAUUAAAAACAUUGAAAACAGAGGAUUUGAAGUGCUUAGCGCUUGUGAUAAAAUGGGGGCCUUUACAUAAACUCUCUGUGAGUUUGUUAAGGGGUGAAUUUGGUUUUGUCAAGGAUUUGUGUCACGAGAUGUCGUCAUUGGCACCCAAACCACGACAGGAAACUCUUCUCGAACUUGUCUACGAUUUUUGCCAAAACACGGCGAAAGACAACAGAAUGGCCUGCUGUAAAUUGGGUGAAGAUAUUUUCAAACAAAUCAUCACUUUCUAUGAACGAAACUCGAAUGAUAGUAAAAUAAAAUUGAAGAUUAUUGAUUUUUUCUUGUUACAAAUGGCCUUGCACCAUCCUGGUGGAGCUAAAUUCGGCGACCCUGCUGCUUAUGCUGUUUCAUCUGACGUGUGGCAGCAUUGUCUCUCAAACAUUUACGACAUUCUCACCAAUGAAAUUGAUAACAAUCUUGGACGAAUGAAUCGAAAUCAGUCUUUUUUUAUAGUAAAUAAUGACAUUUUACAGCUGAGUCAGACUUUCACUUGUCUUUUUGUCGGAGUUUGCAGACAGUUAUUUGUCGGUGACAUUGACUUUGAAGAACCGGUAACCAAACGCGGGCGAAUCGAAUUCAGUUUUGCCAACCUAAUUCGAAAAAUAAAUAACACCAAAUCGUGGCUAUGGAUGAGUUUAACGUCAAGUUUCAUUGAAUCAUAUCCAAAUAUGGUUAAUGAAAACGAUUACGUUACACUUUUAAAGCUGUUGACUUCAUUACAACAUGAAAAGGAACCGACACUUGUCCACUAUAUUUACAAACAAUUGAAUGUAUUAAAAAAAAUUGAACGUCACAUAAAAGUGGUAGGAAGCGACGAUUUAUGGAAGGCGACUUUACGUCAAAUUGGAAUGAAUCAAGCUAACGAUGAGGUUCAAGUGCUUUUGCAGCAGCUGCUGGCAGAAAAAUAUAUCACGAGUCAUGAAAUUUUAUUUCAGUACUUCCAACCGUUCAUAACACUAAAUGUAACUAAAUGUAACUUAAGAACACUAGAAAAAGCCUUUACAAGUUUCGUAAAUUUGCAACAUGACACGAGUUUCAAAAGUAACGCCAUUUCUUGGAUUUUAAAUAGGGGCGCGAAACUUUUCGAUGACAUUUACAUCGCCGAGAUUCUCGUACGUUUGAUUAUGAAACAAUGGACGAGCGAUACGUAUCGCCAACUUGAAGAAAAAAAGCGAAUUUUCGACGAUAUUGAAGAUAUUUAUUUGACAAUUUCAUUUGAACAUCUCUUAACUUGGGAAAGAGAUAUUAAAAAAGAGGUUGAUAUUACUGUCUGUGUCGAACAAAUCCUAUUUGAUACUCUAAUCACACAACUAACAAAUUUGAAUUGUGGUGACACUACUGAAGAAUUAUUAAAUGUCACUCUUUUGACAUAUCAUGUUCUUAGUUUUUUGCACAAAUUUGACAUUAUCGACUCUGAAUCAACCUUAUGGAAUUUUUUUGCAAACUGUACGAAAAAUCUCUUUGAGAAAGUAAGCCUAGAUUUAAUAACACUAAGUGAACGUGGCUUGCAGAAACUUAAUGAUGUUGUGAAAAAACUGAACGUUUUAUUUUGUACAAAUGUCAGUGAUUUUUGUGUCAAACAAUUGCGGGCAUUCGUAUCAGAAGACUUGAUUAAGGCAAUGUUUGUUGGAUUGCAUACAGAAUCUGACGAUGUAUCACAUGAGGACCCUUUUCUCACAUUCCGGAAAAGUUUAAUCGAGACUUUAGUCAGUUUUUCGUGUCUUCCGAGUUGUGGUGAUUUGCUUCCGAUCCAGCAAAGGGCACUUUCGGCUCUUAUCGAUUACGAGUACGAUUGCUCUUACGAUUCCGACUACCACCUCGUCUUAGCCCUUUUACACUCAAUACAGUCUUGCCAACCUAAAUCCUUGGAUGAAAAAACUUUACUUUCAAUUUUUAACAUCUUCCAGAAAUUCUGCGAAAUACACUAUCAUUGUUAUUUCAGUGCUGUCGAGAUUUUAGGUUUGUUCUACAAAAUAUAUCCAUUUGUAGCCUCGUCCGAUUCUGAUUUUUGUAAGAGUCAAUAUGUUGAAGUGUUGUUUCCGUUUUUUCUUAAAAGGGCCGAUUACGGCCCCGAUGUGUCCAAUGAAUUGUUACAGUGUAUGGGUUUGUUGUUUGAGCUCGAACCGAACUGUCAGUUUUCGCGCUGGUCUAACGAGGAAAUAGUUUUGAAAAUACCAGAGUUUUUGCAAAACGACUUCCAGGAAGUUAGAUUUAAUGCAAUUAGAAAUUUGGCAAGGUUUUUUAAGUUGGCGUCGGAAACGGGUCGUUUAGAGCAGUUUCAUCGUCAGGAAAUCAUGUUUUCUGUCGUUUCAGAUAUGAGUUUGAAACUUUUUGAAAUUGAAGGUAACGUCACACAGGAACGAGUCAUCGACGAAACUGUCACUCGAUCGACGACCGUUUUACAUUUGUAUGCCUCUAUAAUGCUCGCAUCACAUUUGUGGAUCGAAGAAGCACUAUUUGCAUUGCUCAAAAUAUUCUGUGAUAAAAAGUUAGAUUUAAGUCAAGUUGGACGUGUUAUUGAAAUGGUUGCCCAUAAAUUAGGUUUCAAUUCGGGUUUAAACUUUUUAGAGAGGUAUUUAGUCGGAUUGGUUAAUUCGUGGAAAAAUUUCGACAUGAAUAGAUUCCCGUAUGGAUUGUACAAUUGUGAUUCUAAGAUAGAGUUUUACACGAAAUAUUGGACUUUUCUUGCUCCUCUUAUUAUUGAAGAAGACAUAAACGACUUGAAUCAAGUCGCCUUGAAUUUAGGAAAAACCCCCCAAAAACUAAUUGAAGACACUUGUCCACGGUUAUUGAGUUAUUGUUUGAGUCAAGAAGUUUCAAAUUUAACUCGAAUUACUGCAAACAACAUUUAUAUUCAUUUGAGUAACACUGUUGGAGUAUCAAAAUGCCGUGAAAUUUUUAAAAGUAACAUCGAAGAAGUGAUUUUAAAUCUCGCAGAGUUUAUCUGUGACGAAAAACAGUUCCAAACGUUCUUUUCACGAAAUAUUAUUUUCCCCAAAAACAAUUCGACUCGUUUGACGGUCGAUGAUUUUUACAAUUGUCUUCAUUUUAUUGAGAAUACACUGUAUGAUGAAAAUUCCGUCAUAGCCGACUUGAUGUCUCACAGUCCGGCAAAAAUUCACUUUAUUUUGUUACAAAUUAACUUGAGGAUUAGCGCGGAGCUUACAUUGGAGGAAAAAUUACGUUACUUUCAGAUUUAUUCUAUUCUUGUCACUUUAUGCGUGGAAGCGGUAAUGGGGGAACCCUCAAUGCAGCUUUACUUGAUUCGCGACUUGACCCACACUCUCUUACAUCACAUAAAAAACUACAAAAUUUACUCACAAUUGAGCGAAAUUAGUUGCAAGUUUUUCAAAAUGGUGUUGAAAAAAAUCCUACCGGAUUUGGCAACUAUGAUUAAGGAUUUAUUCCCUGUAAUUGUUAGUCGGCUCAGAAACAUCGCACUCGAGGAUUGCCAAAUCAGCAGUUUGUGUGUUGGCAUGCUUGAAUUCCUGAUAGUCGAUCAUAAAGAUUUGUUUUAUGACGAAAUUCAAAAACUGGAUUCUAUUCCCGAGAUAUCGAAAUUCGCGAAAAUUUUUUCAGUUCAUUACGAAAUCAAAUAUGGAAACCGAAAAGUCACACUCAACGAUGAGAUUUUGCAGUUUUUGACUUUUGCUGAAAAUAUAGAAAGUGUCGACGAGUGCCAACAUAGUUUGACACAUCUCCGAAAGUUACUAACGGACAGAAAAGACCAAUUGAAACAAUUGUACGUUGACUUGCAUCAAACUCGGGGAUUUUCCGAAGAUUGUGAGAAUAGUAUUUUGCAUAAGUUAAUUUGUAUGCUAAUUACGUUCAGUUGUUCGACCAAUCGGGACGUUCGAAAUGAGGCCGUGAGGUGUUUGGGCGAAAUUGGUCCCGCUGAUUUGGGAACUUUGAUUUUAAAACCCGAGAAAGCAAUUCCCGAUUCGAAAUUGACACCGUGGGAGUUGUUACUCAGAUUUUCUCUAUCUUUACUUUCGAAAUUUAUCAUAGAUUCGGACGCAACUGUGAUAAAAGUCGCCUCGAUAGCACUCUUUCAAAUAUUGUCAACGAAAGAAGGCCGAAAAGUACAAACUGAUACCAAUUGUCAUUACUUGACGCCAUUUUAUUCGAUGAAGGUCAGUCAAAGCUCUUUCAAUGAUUGUAUAGAUGUUGACACUUUUUUGAAAGUUAUAAACGACGAUGAUUUGUGGAUUCCUGUCCAGUGUACUCACAGUACAUGGAUAACUAGAUUAGUAACUGGCUUUUUGCGUACUUUUCAAGAACGGUCAUUGUGUAAUACUUUUAUUGACGUAUGUAAAGUCAAGACUGAGUUUUCCGAACAAUUUUUACCAUUACUAGUCUAUCAUAUUCUUUACUCGAACAUAAAUACUUGUACCAACUUAAUAACGUCAAAAAUCUCACUCUUUUUUAAUAAACAUUGGAACAUUACUGUCAAACAUGAAAAUUGUGACAGUAUUACUGUCAACAAAGCAUCAGUCCAAACAAUGUUGGAUGUAGUUCAUUUUGUUCGACUUCAACAAAACGUCCGAAAAAAGCAAAUUAUUUUGAAUUUGGAUUAUCUAAAAAUGGCCAAAGCGGCCCACUUUUGUACCGCCCACUUUACCGCUCUUCUUUAUGCCGAUUUGUGGUGCCAAGCGCAGAUUGACCAAUCACCGAUCGACUACGCUCUUUCCUCUUCAACUUACACCAGUCUUGAUCUCAUUUACGAAAAGGUAGACCGAACCACUGGUCAGGCCCUUCAACACAUCCUCCGAGAGGCGUACAAAGCAGUGGGCGAACGUGACGCUCUCCUCGGCUGUGGCUCCUCCCACUUGCUAGAUGCCACGACGCGGGUGGAGCACUACAAGGAGUUGGGGAGGUGGGACCAAGUGACACACUAUUACGAGAUGGAGGUGUCAACGACGGGCGGGGCCGGUAUUCGUCCAUUGGUUGAUAGUUUAAUUAGAGGGAAAAUGUAUCAGUUGAGUUUGUUUUGUUCAGACGCUUACGGGGAACCAAAUUAUGAGAGUUUGUGGAGGUUGGGAAAGUGGGAAUGUAACAAAAGGGAGAAUUCCGAGGAGGUUUAUUAUGAUAAAUGCAAGUUUUACGCGAUUAAAGCGUUGAGGGAGGAGGACGAUUUUGGAUUUCUUGCGGCGUUGGAAGGGGGCUGGGAAUGUGUUGUAGGGGAGUUUAUGGGGGCUAAUAUGGAAAGUAUCAAACAUUUUUAUGAUGCUUUUGGAAGGUUGCAAGCACUGAAAGAACUUGAAGACUUUGCGAAGGCUUUGAGUGAGAAUAAGUUGGCAGAACUACUUGUCAAGUGGAAAUUGCAAGAUGAAAUUAUUUCUAAUGAAUAUGGUUACAUCGAGCCGAUUCAAGCCCAAAGAAUCGUUCUCUUAAGAGACUUGUUGACGAAAAACCUAACUUUGAAUGAAGUUAUGAUGGACAUGAUUAUACGUUACGCACAGUUUGCACGAAUUGAGGGUAAUUCGUUUGAGGCGUCUCGUAUUUUAAAACAACUGAAGUCUCUUAAGCUUUCAAAUGAUGUUGAAGCGAGAAUUCAGUUUGAGGAAGCUCAACUGUGUUGGAGUAUAAAAGAUAACGUCACUGCAAAAUGCAUUCUGAAACAGUUUUGCACCAAUGAGAACAUUGAUCCGAGAUUACACGCAAUGGCUUUGAAAAUGACAGGCGAAUGGAUGGCAGAAAGUUCAUCUGAAAAUUACCAAACAAUUAUUCAAAAUUAUUUUCAAAAAUCGCUAAAUCUACUCAAAACAACUAUGGAGAAGUCUGUCGAGGACCAGAAAUCAAUCCUUGAUACAUUCCACCAAUUGGCGAAAUUUGCCGAUCAAGGAUAUCAAGAUGUAAUGUCUCACAUCAAGUCGGACAUUUUUCAGAAAAAGAAAGAAAACAUGAAUAAAGCGAAAGAGACCGUCAGUAAAAUCAAUCUGAAGAAAGCGACAAAAGACGAACGCAAAGCUGUCGUAAUUAAAGAAAAACAUUGUUGCAUCGACGAGAAUGAAAUCAGGAGUAUAGAGGCCGAAAAAAACGUUUUGCUCCAACUCGCACUUCGAUAUUAUUUACUGAAUUUGAUAGGAAGUGACGAACAUAACAUAACAAUUUUUCGCCUUAUCUCACUCUUACUCGAAAAUCGGUCUAAUGAUCUGAUUCGAACCUUUUUAGAAAAAGACGUAUUGAAUAUUCCUACCUAUAAAUAUAUAUCAAUCUUGCCACAGAUUGUACCGCAUAUUGCAGGCGCCACUUGUGAUAUAUUCGGCCAAACUGUUAAUAAUAUAAUCGAGAAGUGUGCUAAAGACCAUCCAUAUCACACGCUCCCCUCAAUCCUCGCUCUCACUUUGUCUAACAAAGACCGCGACUAUGCCGAAUCGAAAACCGCUGUGAACGACGGUAGGGAUAAAAACUCCAGAACCAUUCUUGACCGUUUGAAGAAAACAGAUCGAAAUUUAUCGAAUUUGAUUGAACGAAUGGAAUUUGUAUCCGAGGCGGUGAUUGAAUUGGCGUAUCACAAAAACGAUUCCGAUGAUGGUAGUUACAAAGUGCCAAAACGUUGCAAGAUUUGUAAAAUACAAAACUACGACAAUGUUCUUGUGCCGACUUACAAUCUCGCAGUUUCUAAAUCCUGUACGUAUCAAAUCGUUGGGAUUUCGCGAUUUGGUAAUUCCUAUCAGAAUGUGGGAGGGAUUAACGCCCCCAAGAAGAUUAUAUGUAGAGGAACAGAUGGGAAAAAUCGAACCCAACUAAUUAAAGGUAGAGAUGACUUACGGCAAGAUGCCGUUAUGCAACAGGUAUUUACCAUAAUGAACAGUCUUCUCAAUGUCAACAAACAAACUCGAAAUUUGUUAAUCCGGACCUAUAAAAUUGUGCCUUUGUCUAAGAGGAGUGGCAUCCUUGAGUGGGUGGACAAUACAAUGCCCUUUGGUGUAUAUCUAACAGGUGAAGAUGGAGAUGGUGGUGCACACGUUAAAUAUCGGCCAAUGGAUCGCAGGCCUCGUAAAUGUCGUGCGGAUUUUAAAAAUGCCGCAAAUUCGUCGAACGAGGAACGUCUCCGCAACUUUAACAAAAUCUGUCAAAACAUCAAACCAGUUUUUCAUAAAUUUUUUGAAUCGGCUUUUCCACAGCCUACUGUAUGGUACGAGCGUCGCCGGGCGUACAUUAACAGUGUUGCCACGUCAAGUAUGUGUGGCUACAUCUUGGGUAUAGGCGACCGUCACGUCAGUAACAUUCUAAUUGAUAAAAGUACUGCUGAAGUUGUCCAUAUUGAUUUUGGUAUCGCGUUUGAGCAAGGUCGGGUACUUCCAACGCCUGAAACCGUUCCAUUUCGGUUAAGUCGGGAUAUGGUGGAUGGAAUGGGUGUGUCUGGAGUGGAAGGAGUAUUUCGUAGGGCAUGUGAAAAAACAGUUGAAGUUUUGAGACAGAAUUAUCAGACCAUUAUAACCAUUUUGGAAGUUUUAUUGUAUGAUCCGUUAUAUGAUUGGACGGUGAGUACUGCCGAGGCGAAUAAAAGACAAAAAGUUGAUUUGGAUGACACUUUUUUCAAUAUGUCAUUUGAGCCAGAUGAAAUUAACAAAGAUGUUAAUGUGACCGCAGAACGGGCCUUGUUGAGAUUAAAGGAUAAGUUACAAGGGCUGGAGAAAGGCAAAUUAAUGACAGUUGAGCAUCAAGUGGAAACACUGAUCCAGCAAGCUAUGGAUCCGGCGAAUUUGUCGAAAUUGUUUCACGGUUGGCAACCCUAUCUCUAAGUCUAAAACGUAUUUGUUAUCUAUUUUUGUACUGUUUAUAAUAAAUUUUUGCAUUUUA
Molecule: messenger RNA, 8458 nt
Organism: Tribolium madens (black flour beetle)
Lineage: Eukaryota; Metazoa; Arthropoda; Insecta; Coleoptera; Tenebrionidae
Gene: tefu
Product: serine-protein kinase ATM
Exons: 21
Coding region: 145-8400 (2751 amino acids)
Biological process (GO): DNA repair
Molecular function (GO): protein binding; protein serine/threonine kinase activity
Source: RefSeq, a predicted model, not a curated record